AUUGUGCGACGAACCUUUUGUUUUAUACAUUGUAUAUUUACAGGGACAUUAUUGUUCUUCGUUAAAAGAUAAAAAAAAUAUCCGUACGAUUUCAAAACUUCCUCAAACAAUUCUUUAACCAUUGGCGAUUUAAGCUGCUAUGCAACAGCCUGCUUUAUCCAGUUUCGUGCUCUCAAUUUGGCGAAGUAUGUAUUUACGUGAUAUACAAGUAUGAAUAGGAUAAUAAAAGUCUCAAUUUAAAGCAUAAGGCGUUCCAAUGCCAAAAAAAUAGACACAGAAAAUGGUAAAUGUGCGCUCAUAUCGGACUACGGUGAUGUUCCUGGGUAUUUUAGUGCUUCUUACUGUGACAGUGUUCAGAAACAACUGCAAACAGUUACACAAAAACUUAUAUUCGCGAAUUAAUGGUCCGAUUCCAACAAAAACCCUGGCAAGCAAAGAUGACGGAUACCGGCACCUAAUUCACACAGGUCACGAUCCGCAUGUCCAGAUCUUGUUUAACAACAUGCCAUCUUGGAUGUCGAUUAACCCGCUGACAUUGAAUUCAUCAUCUUGUUCUCUCCAUCUUAAAAGUCCAUGCAUUAUAAAAACCGGAAAAAGAAAUUUCGAAGAAUUUCGAGGAGUCAUUUUUUACGGUGACAAUCUACCCAGUACCAUUCCCGUAAAACAGACAAACCAGUCUUGGAUUUUUUUCUCUAUUGAAUCUCCUUAUUUAUAUCAAAUUCAAUCAAAAUGGAAGUUCAAAUUUGACGCAACAAUGACUUUUCGUAAAGACUCUAGUUUUCCUGUGGUGUAUGGAACAAUAACUCGCAGAACAUCGCCAAGAACUCGAGAUUAUACAAAAAUAUUCAGAAUGAAAACAAAAAUGGUGGCGUGGGCGGUCAGUAAUUGUCACACUCCGUCCAAACGUGAAAAUUACGUCACCAGUCUCCAGAAGUACGUUACCGUUGAUAUUUUCGGGAAAUGUGGUCAUUUGUCUUGCGGUGUGCGUUCAGCUGGAGUUACAGAUUGCCAUUUCAAAUUCGCCAAAGAUUACAAAUUCUACUUGACUUUCGAGAACUCCAUUUGCAAGGAUUAUACCACAGAAAAGUUGUUCAAUUUCUUCUUUCACGACCUGGCAAUGAUUCCGGUAAUCAAUGGUCCCCCAAACGCGCAUGAAUACAUUCCUAGAGGAACAUAUAUCAACGCUCUAGAUUUUUCGUCCCCGGUUGAACUUGCACGUGAGCUUCACAGGAUAGGAUCAAACGAAACCCUUUAUGUGCAAUAUCUGAGAGAAAAGGAUAAAUAUGGCGCCAAACAUUUCAAUUGGAAGGAUGCUUUAUGUCCUCUGUGUAAAACCCUUCAAACCAAUCCUCCUUUAAAUAACACCAUACCAGACAUUGAUAAAUGGCUAAAACGUUGUCGUUCUUUCUGAAUUGAUACAGCUAUUUUGAUAAUAGCUUUAGAAGUUACGAAUUUCCCUUAUUUUUCAUUAUGAUAUUUGAUGAUGCAUACCAAGACAUUAAUUAACGAAUUUCCGCUUUCUGCCACAGUUUUCGGAGGGAUUUAUGUGGAACGAUUCACCAUUUUGCUCAUCUUCGCU
This is a messenger RNA of Magallana angulata, 1579 nucleotides long. RefSeq names its product alpha-(1,3)-fucosyltransferase fut-1-like. The transcript has 3 exons. Lineage: Eukaryota; Metazoa; Mollusca; Bivalvia; Ostreida; Ostreidae. The record is from RefSeq and is a predicted model, not a curated record. Gene Ontology annotation, molecular function: alpha-(1->3)-fucosyltransferase activity. Gene Ontology annotation, cellular component: membrane. Bases 281 to 1411 code for a protein of 376 amino acids.